GCCAGCUCCACCUCUGCCGGCCCGCCCUCGGCUCCCCCGCCGCGCCGAGGAGCCAGGCCGGGAAGCCCACACUGGAGGGCCCGACGCCGGAGCCCCCCCACCCGCCGCAGCCGCACGCCUCGAUGCCGGAGCGCUGCAGGGUUCUGCGUGUGAGGAAUACAUAACCUCGUGCCUGCCUGCUCAGCCUGCCUUGGCCCUGCUGACCCCUCAGUCCGAGACGCUGACCCUCCCUGCCCAGCCAAGGGUACCUUGGACACUGCUGUCUCCAGACUCGUGUGGCUGAGUAGACUCAGGCUGUUGUCACACCUGAAGGGACGGAAGAGUGGGCAGUCAAGGCACCAGAGCAAGAGCCCUCUGGGGUCUCAGGCAGAGGAGUGAAACUGGAACCAUCAGGGAACAUGAGUGAAUUUUGGCACAAAUUGGGUUGCUGUGUGGUAGAGAAACCCCAGCCGAAGAAGAAAAGGAGACGAAUUGACCGGACCAUGAUUGGGGAACCAAUGAAUUUUGUCCACCUGACUCACAUUGGCUCUGGGGAGAUGGGGGCCGGAGAUGGACUUGCCAUGACAGGUGCAGUUCAGGAGCAGAUGAGAUCCAAGGGAAACCGAGACAGGCCAUGGAGCAAUUCUAGGGGAUUGUAGCUCCAACAGAAACGGUUCUGCUGUUUGAAGCCUCUGCUCCGUGUCCAGCCCAGAAGAGAUGGUGCCCCCUCCUCGAACCAGUGACCCCAGGGCCCCUCUUUUCCCUUUUUGCCUAUUAGUGCCUCAGAAGGCUUGGGGGCUGGACUCCCUCUCUUCCCUCUGGCUCUAGCCCCUCCUGGAGAUGGGCUCAAGGCAGCAGGACUGACCAAGUGACUACUGGUUGGCCAGAGGAGCUCAGCUGAAGCCCUGGACACUCUCAGAUCUGAGAUAGGAGUUUUCUGGGAACCUGGAAGGUGUUCCCUUCUCCUGAAUGACGGUCUAGGAGCCAUCUGUUUUUAAACUCUUAACCUGGAACUCCUUAAAUGGGGUAGGUGGGUGAGAUUACCAAAGCUGAAGCCGGCUUUGCUGAGAAGCUCCUUACCUCCCUGCCCUUCUCCAUUUUCCUCCUGGAAUGAACUGAAACAGACGUCAAGCAGGGGGUCGGAGGGUGACCACUGCCUAGUCUAUCUAUUCUUUCUCUUUAGGUCCCAAAACUUAAGCUCGAUUUCUCUCUGCCACUACCAGCUCUUUCUCUAGGAGGCCUCUAACCCUGUUUCUGCAGCAUUGUGAGUUCUCCAACAUCUUUCUUUUUAAAUUAAAAGUUUAAUUUAAGAUGAGUUCUCUUAAUUACCCCCCUCCUUCUACUACCUCUGCCUUCAGUCCUACCCCCGUUAGGAACCUUAUUAUUUCCCACUGAAUGAAAGCUAAGGUAAGAAGUGGGUCUUAACCUGAUGGGAUCCCAUUUAAGUCUUGGGGACCUGGCCUGCCCUCUGCCAAUCUCCCUGCUGGCUCAGGUGAGGAGGAAGAGGGAUCUGGAGAGAAACUCAGAAUGCUGCAAAACUAAGAGGUAUGUCUGAGAAUGUACAUCCUAACCGUUGAGGAUGAGAGGCGUGGUAGGUUAAAAACAAUCUGUGAGGUUAGGGAUGUUAGAUCCUCACCGCAUGGGAGCAGGGAAACCUCCAGAGCAAGGAUUCUCAACCUAGGCACUUCUGACAUUUGGUUGGAUAAUUCUUUGUAAUGAGGGACUGUCCUGCGCAUUAUAGGACAUUCAGUAGGGUGUCUGUCCUAGUUAUGACAGCCAAAAAUGCCCCCUGGUAUUGCCAAAUGUCUCUUAGGAGGCAAAAUCACCCCUAAGUGAGAACCACUGCUCGAGAGUCAAGGUAUUUUUCUCCAAAGUGUUUUCCCCACCCUACUCUCAUCCCAUCAUUCACCCUAAGCCUGAGCGACAGAUGAACCAGGCCCUCUUGCAAAGUAGGCUUACUAGGGCCGCACACAAUAUCGAAAACAGCCCUUUAUUCAGUGUGUUGCUUGUGCUUUGCAUGGGUUCGUGUCUCUGGUGGAUUGUAGUCUUCUCCAUUCUUCUUUGGAGGAGGGAUUCCUGAAGUGUGGAGGCAUGAACUGAGCAUGGUGAGACUGGGAAAGGGAGGGAGGAAAAAGGAGAGCCAUAGACACCCAGGUUUAUCCUCUACAAACUUUAAGCUCCAUUUCUGUGCCCUAGUCCUAGAACCAGACACAAAUAAGACUCAGGGAGUUUUGUCUGAAGACCAGGUCCCACUCCCCACCUGGCUGAAGAGUCUGUGUUAGGUGGGAAAAUAUUGCAGGAGGAGGGUCUUUAGGCAGUUUGUUUUCUCAGGUGUUUUUUUUCUUUUGGCCCCUUCCCUCAGGGUGGUUAGAAAGGCAGAACGAGACCGGUGAGCUCUUCCGGCUCUUGACUGAGAGGAUGGGGGUCUCUCAUUAGCUCAGCAACAAGAAGCAUCUUAUUUGAUGGUGAAGGUGUCAGGAAGGUGGGAACUAGGAUACACUCUGCUGAGUCCACCAUCCAUCCAGUUUGCCCUACCUAUAGUGACAGGUUCUGAUUUUGUUCCAAUUCUAGUGUAUUUCCUGCCACUUUUCAGGGUCUAAGAUUGGUCAUACAUUCCCAAUUUACUUGGCAGGAAAUUAGCUGGCAGGAAAUUAGCUGGAUUAGCUACAUAAUCCCAGUGUAGCUAGUUGUUCUGAAAGUAGCUCAUAGAUUGUCCUAAAGUAGCUUAAUAGCCUGAGGGUUAUAUUCAGUCUGAAGGGGUCAUAGGGGAGAAGGAUGGGGGACUCAUGGACUCUCUGGUCACCACGAUCUACCGCCUUAUCCUAAUGCCUCUUCUUUGGCCACAGUCUUCUUUGGUAUUCUCUUGCCUUUAGCUACCUUUUCUAACGUGUAUGCUACCAUCACUUGAACUGUAUUUAAGAGUGAUGGCAACGGGUUUGAGAGUCAUAAUUUAUAUUAAAAAUGUGUUGGACUUUUAAAUACAUUUUUCAAAUAAAAAAUGUUUUAAGCAAAGUAGU
Molecule: messenger RNA, 2996 nt
Organism: Enhydra lutris kenyoni (northern sea otter)
Lineage: Eukaryota; Metazoa; Chordata; Mammalia; Carnivora; Mustelidae
Product: CDC42 small effector 1
Exons: 5
Coding region: 399-638 (79 amino acids)
Biological process (GO): regulation of Rho protein signal transduction
Cellular component (GO): plasma membrane
Molecular function (GO): small GTPase binding
Source: RefSeq, a predicted model, not a curated record